This is a messenger RNA of Lagopus muta (rock ptarmigan), 4112 nucleotides long. It is a transcript of the gene HMG20A, whose product is annotated as high mobility group 20A. The transcript has 11 exons. NCBI's taxonomy places the organism in Eukaryota, Metazoa, Chordata, Aves, Galliformes, Phasianidae. The record is from RefSeq and is a predicted model, not a curated record. Gene Ontology annotation, biological process: regulation of gene expression. Gene Ontology annotation, cellular component: nucleus. Bases 307 to 1353 code for a protein of 348 amino acids.
UAGUCCCGGCGUGUAGUUUGGCCUCCCGCCCGAGGCAGUGGAAAGGGGAAAGGAAAGGCAAGAAAGCGCUGCUGGGGUCGGCCCGCGCGCUUCCAGCCCGGGUUCUCUUUGGGGCUUCUCCUGACGGCGCUAUGGCCACGUUCCCUCAGCAGGCAUGGGCCGUGUCUGAUGGCGAAGGCUGCCCAGAUUGCUGAGGUGUGCUGAGCUGCCCUGUGCUCAAGGACUGCUGGGUGGAAGCAGUGAGGGUGAGCUGAGCUGUUGCUCCGUACACACCUGGCGGAGUUAUUCCUUCUUGUCCCACUAGGUAUGGAGAACUUGGUGGCUGGCUCCACCCUCCCUCCGCUUUUUGUAGAUGAAGAUGGAUCUAAGGAAGGCAGUGAUGCUGCUGCAUCUGGAUUAGCUCAUUCUGAGGGUUCGUUCACUGGCGGAGCUUCGCAGCCUGUGAACAACCCGGAUUUGGUGGAGGAUUUGUCACAGGUUCAGCAGCUGCAAAAUGAGUCUACUAACACUGCUGAAAACACUGAGCAGAAACCUGAGGAGGAGCAGCAAAGAACUAAACGAGGAGGCUGGGCCAAAGGGAGAAAGAGAAAGAAACCUCUUAGGGACAGCAAUGCCCCCAAGUCCCCCCUCACAGGGUACGUGCGCUUCAUGAACGAGCGCAGGGAGCAGCUCCGAGCAAAGAGGCCCGAAGUCCCUUUCCCUGAGAUCACCAGGAUGCUGGGCAACGAGUGGAGCAAACUGCCUCCUGAGGAGAAACGGCGAUACCUCGAUGAAGCAGACAGAGACAAGGAGCGUUACAUGCGAGAACUGGAGCAGUAUCAGAAGACUGAAGCCUACAAAGUCUUUAGCAGGAAAGCACAGGACAGACAAAAAGGCAAAUCACACCGGCAAGAUGGAGCAAGGCAGCCAGUCCACGAUCAUGAGAAAGAAGCAGACACAAAAGAGAGAUCUGUUUUUGAUAUCCCAAUAUUCACAGAAGAAUUUCUGAAUCACAGUAAAGCACGUGAAGCCGAGCUGCGACAGCUGCGUAAAUCCAACAUGGAGUUCGAGGAGAGGAAUGCUGCUCUGCAGAAACACGUUGAGAGCAUGCGUACAGCAGUGGAGAAACUGGAGGUGGAUGUAAUCCAAGAGCGUAGCCGCAACACGGUGCUGCAGCAGCAUUUGGAGACCUUACGGCAAGCGCUCACAACCAGCUUUGCCGGAGUCCCGCUGCCAGGUAGUGGGGAAACACCCACGAUGGAAACUAUUGACUCCUACAUGAAUAGGCUGCACGGCAUCAUUAUGGCGAACCCACAGGAGAACGAGAACCUCAUAGCCACAGUCCGGGAUGUGGUGAACAGACUUGAACGCUAGUGACCAGGUCUCGUGGUCCGGGGAUACUUGACAAAACUUCUUUGGCCAGUGUGGAAUAUGAAGCCAUGAGGGAGAGACUAGGGGUGGGAGGCAGAACUGCAGGUUUGUCCUGGUCCCUGCCUUUGUGGUUUGUCAGUGGGACAAACAGAUGCAUUAAAAGGUCUUAAGAAGCCACGGAUAUCACCCACUAAACAUUUUGGAACUGUCCUCUAUGUAAACCCUUAAAUGCAUGCAACUUCUGUGCAAUCUUCAGUUUUGUAUUAAUUCUGCUAGAUGUGAGGGUGCAUAUGUUCUGUGGACUUGCUGACUAUGGAGAUGAAACCUCUGUGAAAUGAAGUCAGCUUGCAUGUUGUAGUAACAACUUGUGUUACACUGCUUAUGUCUUCUAGUGUCUUUCAGUUUGUUUUCAUGUUUAUCUUGUGAAAUUACCUUCCUCCAUUUUAGUUUUCUUUUCACCUUUUUGUCUGAUCCUUUCAUACCGGAUAGCAGUGCUUGUGUUCUUCGCUGCAGUGGGCAGUCUUCCUUGGUGCACUGUCUUGUCCUCCCCUGCCUGUCAUGUUUACAUAAGCUAAUCUUCAGCAGAGCUCUGUUUUCUGUGUUAGCCUGCAACUUCAACAGUAUGAGUUUGCUUGAGACUGGCUGCAAUUGGAAUUUUGUGACUUGAUUCUACCAGGAGAGGGACUUCUUCCUUUUCUACAGCACCUGCCUUGCACACAGCAACCUGCCCUUCUGUGCAGCCCCGCUGUAAUCGCUUGAAAACAUUUGGGAGGAAUGUUUUACUGCAACAUAGAUCUGAGAUAGUCAAGGUAAAGAGUGAAAUACUAGCUUUUCACAAUUGGCUGGGAAAAUAGAAAUCUCCAUUUUAAGCUGCCACAGAACACAGUUUGCCUUUCCUCUGAUGCGUUGCUGGCUCUAAUUUAGUUGUCUGCUUACUUUCGAAGAGAAUGAUCUCACAGUGAGAGUAGUAUUCUAUAUAGAGAUAAAUGGGCAGGGAAUUCUGUUUUCUUCUACCCUUUUGAAAUUGGUGCUGGAAAGCAGUGUGCCUGGAAGCAGCACAUGUAUUUUUGAAUGAAUUAUUAUUGCAGAGAAGGUUACUGGCAGCUGGGCCCACGUAGCAGCCCAUGGUAUUCUACGUUACGGCACAUAAGUGCUCUUUGACUUUUGUACAGGUAAAGUGCAGUCUGUGAAGCCCAUAUCAUUCAGAAUAUCAUGUUCCUGUGUGACCUAAACGACCUUUUAUUUGCAUAAGGUAGAACUUGGCACACUAGAGACCGAUUUUUCUGAGCUACGGCUGCACCUCUUGUCCAAGAUGGCGCCUACUGUCUGCACUGUCUGCAAAUCGUUUGCUGUCCUUUGAUUCCUGUCAUAUUUUGAAUUCAGGCUGUGGUUGAGCACCUGUUGGACAUCUGUGAGCUUAAUGGUAAUGAUGGAAAUGUGCUUUUUCCACGUGACAAUCUUGCUCCUCCUUCAGAAAUCUUUCAGGUUUUCUGUGUUAUGAAUUAGAGGUUGCUUUUGUUACUUGAGUGCAUUGCAGUUGGGAUUGCUUUCGUGUGUGUAUAAGGCAAGUAUUUGAAGAUUAAACAGCGGUUUCUUUUUUCCCACACAACGUACACAGACUUCAUGCUUGCCUGAAGCCAUCUCCAGGUCAUCAUCUUGUAUGUCAGGUCUCUGCUUUCUCAUGGACUUCCUGCUGUAGCCAAGCAGCAAGGAUUUUCGUGUAUAUUCAAGUCUUCCUUUACGGAGGAAACUCCUUUCUCUUGUCUUCAAGCUCACUAUCAAGACUGUAUAAAAAAGAACCUUGAUUUGCUGAAUUGACCUCCGUUAUUUUCCGUAAUGUGGAUGAGACCAACUGAUGUUGACAUGAAAUUUUUAGUGGACUCUAUGACAAAUGUAUGGGGAAGAAAUCCUAUGGAUUGAUGUCUUCAGAAGACACUCAUACCUUCCUCUCAUUUGCAUGUCUGGAUUUGUAGCAUUAGUGAUGUUCUGCUUGGAUUUAAUUGUGGCCAAAAUGGACCGCAUAGCAAAAAGUUGAUUCAUGAAAUUCUAAAGCUGUCUGUGGCAUCUGGCCUGCUAUAUCCCAUCAAGAUUCCCGAAAUUAUUCUGUAGGGUGACAGAAGGAUGCACUUCCAGCCUAUGACAUCACAUCCCAUAAAUAAGGUACGGGUGGCUGCAGGCUGCCCUGCUUACAUGAGUUCAGAACAACCAUCAGCUUGUGGCAUACUGCGAAUACAUCGUUCUGUUGAGUAGCAUGUAAGCAUUCCAGGAUGGAAAAUGGAAGAUUAGAUUUUUUACUGGAGGUUGACAAACCUUUUGAUUUUCCCAUGAGGAAGGAGGGGCAGUGUUAAACCCAUCUGUGGAAAAAGUAAUUUCUUGCUUACCACUGAUACACCAAUUAAUGUUUUGUCUCAUUAAGAGGCAUCUUAUUGACCCCGAUCAACCCUAUAAAAAUGGAUUUUGUCUUUCCAGUGUUUCUGAGUGUCACUUCAGUUUACAUUUUUCAGUGUUUGCUGAUGUGGAAACAAAUGAAAGUGUUGGUGUCAAGGACAGGAGCAGGAUAAAAUGUUUUCAUCACUUGAAGAAAUGUUAAGAGAAAUAUGUGAAAACAGAAUUCAAUUACUUGGAUUAAUGUGUUUGGAAUUGUUGAGAUGCCAAUUUUUUCUGUAAAACGCUUUUGUAAUUAAAUUUUUGGAGUCCUGUUGUUUUUAAGAAGUUGAUGUGCUUGUUUGACACUUGCCUCAUUAAAAUCCAUUCUGAUUCAA